Messenger RNA from Aphanomyces astaci, 995 nucleotides. RefSeq lists its product as hypothetical. The record is from RefSeq and is a predicted model, not a curated record. Lineage: Eukaryota; Oomycota; Saprolegniomycetes; Saprolegniales; Verrucalvaceae. Gene Ontology annotation, biological process: intracellular signal transduction. Gene Ontology annotation, molecular function: GTPase activity; GDP binding; GTP binding. Bases 102 to 944 code for a protein of 280 amino acids. The transcript has a single exon. Gene Ontology annotation, cellular component: plasma membrane.
GUCCACCACGUACGCCCCCUGAAACUUCGGCAAUCAGCUUAUUCGGCGGCACUAGCAACCUGGUACCGGCGGUAACGCAACGAAUCUAAGUGACCGAAAGGAUGGAAGUGCGACUGUUUGUGUAUAAGAAUGAGGCUGGAUCACAGGGACGGGUGCUGCCCAUGAAGAAGUCGGACAGUCUGGCCAAGCUAAAGGCGGCGGCGAGCAAGAAGCUCGCUGUCCGUGCAAAGCGACUCUUCUUGGCGUCCGGUGCCGAAGUCCAAAGCGUCGACGAACUGCAGAACAACGAUCACGUGUACGUGUCAUGUGGGGAAGCGUUCUACCGGUCUCAUCCGUCGUCGUCGACGUCUGCAGCGGGCUCGUCCGGGCAAGAGACGUUCCAUGUGUCGGUGCUGGGCAGCGGCGGCGUGGGCAAGUCGGCGCUGACACUGCGCUUCGUCAAGGACUACUUUGUGCAGGAUUGGGACCCAACGAUCGAAGACGCGUACAGAAAGACGAUGGAGGUGUCGAAUCGCCUGUGCAUGUUGGAGAUCCUCGACACGGCAGGCCAAGACGACUUCGAGUCGCUGCGGCCGCAGUGGAUGAUGGGCAAGGAUGGGUACAUCUUCGUGUACGCGAUGGACUCGCGCACGAGUCUGCAUGAACUGCAUGCGUUCUUCGAGCUCCAUCUACAGAUUAACGAGACCAAGAAGACACUGCCGCCCAUCGUCGUCGUGGCCAACAAGAAAGACCUGGUGGAGCAAGAUCCGUCCAAGUGCCAAGUCACGAGCGACGAGGGUCGGCGGGUCGCGAGGUCGUACAACGCUGGGUAUAUUGAAACGAGUGCACUCACGGGCACCAAUGUGAACGCCGUCUUCGAGCAGUUCAUCGUGGAGGCGCGGCAGCGGCGCGGCCCGGUCAAGUCGUCGUCGUCGAGUUUCUUCAAGUCGUGUACCAUCUUGUAGGGUCAGGGCAGCAACAUAAUAAGUAAAAAAUAACACACAAGUUCGAUACCA